AUGUCAUCUGCCAUCGAUAGUCGUUUCUUAGCUAGAGAUAAUGAUAUCAACUAUAACCUACAAUCCCGUUUUCGGCCAAACCACUUGCCAAACAGGAAACCUGGCAAUUUACUGAAAAGAAGAGAGCCAGUCGCUUCCUAUAACACCAUACAGAACACACAGUAUCGUACAAACCAGCGUUUGUCAGGGGCUCUUCCCCUCCCUCCGAGUUAUGUACCAAGAUCUACGCCAGCUCCAGUGAUGCAGCGUCCUCAUUCAGCGAUAGCAAACCCGAGAUAUUACAGACCACAAUCUAUGCAACAGCCAAGAAAGUCUUAUUAUCAAGGUGAACCUGCUUCAAGAAAAGCCAAACCUAAUUUCUCUUUUGAAACACUGCAACAAGAGUCACGACCAUCCGACCCUGGCAAUGAUGACAAUCUUGAUGAUGAUAUCAUGAAACAAAUGAGGGAAGCUGAAAUGCUUGUCAACAAAGCUAAGCAGCUCGCUAGUAAAGCUAACGAAGAGGCUAAAAGGAGAAAGAAAGAUGCUGAGAAUAGGAAAAAGCAAGAAGAAAUGAUCAGGAAACAACAAAUUACACAACAGAGAGAGAGAAAGCAGAAAAAAGACCAGCCUAAACCAAGAGAAGAACCCCAGAGCAGAGUUGGAGAGCGGAAAAUCGGCGGAAAAUUGCAGCAUGAGAAAAUGCUUGAUAUUAAGAGACAAGAAACCGCUUUAUUAAAUAAAACUAAACCAAGAGAGUGUCUUAAGAGCGAAGAAGCGAAAGAACCAAGAUCUAGGAAGGAUAACAAUAAAUCCAACGUAGAAGAUGAUAAUGGUUCAAAAAUCAAGUAUAAAUCAAGACAAGCUAAACAAGACAACACAAAACCAACUCAGCAGAGUGAUAUUGCUGUUAAAUCUUCCAAUUCAAAGGCCAACCUAAACAUUACUCAGAGCACUCUCUACCUAUCAUCUUGUGACCAAGAUAAAGUCCUCCCAAACACCCCAAUUAACAAAAGAAGAUCUUCAAAUCCAUCUAGGAUUAAUUCAGAUACAUCCAGGAUUAUUUCAAAUCCAUCCAGGAUUAUUUCAAAUCCAUCCAAAAUUAUUUCAAAUCCAUCCAAAAUUAUUUCAAAUCCAUCCAAAAUUAUUUCAAAUCCAUCCAAAAUUAUUUCAAAUCCAUCCAAAAUUAUUUCAAAUCCAUCCAAAGGCUCUAGUGGAAAGACUCCUUCCGAUAUUGUUGAUAAUGAUAAAUUGUCCCAUUGCUCGGUUGUCGAGGUUUCACAAUCCAAACAAAAAUUGGUGAGGCAAACAUCAAACAUCCCGGAUUCUAAUACUUCAAAAAUUGACUUUAUUAUAACGAACUUCGCUAUGGCUGGGCCACAAAUCUAUAAUGAUGAUGAUGAUGAUGAUGAUGAUGAUGAUGAUGAUGAUGAUGAUGAUUGGGAAGAUAUUGAUGACAAUGAAGAAGCUCAACAGAUUUUAUGUCAACCUGAGUAUUCUAACCUGAAUAAGAAAUCCAUGAAAAGUUUGUUGAAUAUAAAAAAAGUUUUCACGGGAGUUGCAAGUUCUUCAUCUGUUACUAAUAUCAGCAAUCCUCUUGAUGUUUCAAUUAGCACUAAUACUACGGCACCAGGUUGUUUAUCAGCAAAAUCAUUGAAGUUUUCCUUACCAUCCGUUCUUACCUCCUCAAAGCCGAAAUUCCUCAGCUUCAAGAAUAAGGAGGUUACAAAUCCAGUUGACUCUGAGUUCAAUAAUUUGAAGGUUUGUGCCAUCAGUGACGAUAGUCCUAUGUUUGGAAAUGCUGAGUUUGAUAAAAAUUUCUUUGAUGAAAGCUCAUUUACUUUUGAGAAUAAUGUUGAAGACGUUAGAGAUGAGCAAGACUAUACAUACGAAGAUUUUCAAAGAGAGAAUGCCUAUUUAGCGGAUAUUCCAUCUCCUACUCCCCAAGUCAAAGCUCCAAGACCUAAGAAGAGAGUCUCUCGUAUCUCGAAUGCUGCUAAAGGACUUAGAACUCCAGAAACUCCAUUUGAAUUCAACACUGACGGCUUUGAUUACUUACAGAACUAUAUUGAAGUUGGACAAUCAAAUGAUGCAAUGUCUUUGCCCUCCUUGGCCUCUUCAAAUACUGAUUCUACUACUGAUGAGAUUCCAGAAGUAUUCACUCCAUCCAAGAAAUAUGAUUGCGUUUCUAAUGGUUCUCCACUUACAUUUCUAUCAUCUCCAAGCUCCGGUUUAAAAUCAGCGUUGAAAAAGACGGCUUCACUAUCAGAUGCUAGCUAUGUUAGUCAAGCCAAUUCCGUCUCUUUUUCAAACACAGUUCAUGUCUCAAGGACCUGGUCCAAAACAACAUAUGAUAGACAAACUGAUAAUCACAAUACUUGCCUAUAUUUAACUCCAAAAUUGAUUGAGACAAUUAAAGUAGAAUUGAAUCAAUUCAAAAAGAUGAUGCCAGUUCAUGAGGAAAGUAGCCAAAAUACCCAUUUCUUUAUUGUUUAG
Messenger RNA from Saccharomycopsis crataegensis, 2475 nucleotides. RefSeq lists its product as uncharacterized. The record is from RefSeq and is a predicted model, not a curated record. Lineage: Eukaryota; Fungi; Ascomycota; Saccharomycetes; Ascoideales; Saccharomycopsidaceae. The coding region runs from base 1 to 2475 and encodes 824 amino acids. The transcript has a single exon.